Messenger RNA from Panthera uncia (snow leopard), 1377 nucleotides. RefSeq names its product 5-hydroxytryptamine receptor 2C (gene HTR2C). The record is from RefSeq and is a predicted model, not a curated record. Gene Ontology annotation, cellular component: dendrite; plasma membrane. NCBI's taxonomy places the organism in Eukaryota, Metazoa, Chordata, Mammalia, Carnivora, Felidae. Gene Ontology annotation, molecular function: neurotransmitter receptor activity; G protein-coupled serotonin receptor activity. The coding region runs from base 1 to 1377 and encodes 458 amino acids. Gene Ontology annotation, biological process: chemical synaptic transmission; locomotory behavior; G protein-coupled receptor signaling pathway, coupled to cyclic nucleotide second messenger. The transcript has 4 exons.
AUGGUGAACCUGAGGAAAGCGGUGCAUUCGUUCCUUGUGCACCUCAUUGGCCUACUGGUUUGGCAAUUUGAUAUUUCUGUGAGCCCUGUUGCAGCUCUAGUAACUGACAUUUUCAAUACCUCCGAUGGUGGACGCUUCAAAUUCCCAGACGGGGUACAAAACUGGCCAGCACUUUCCAUCGUCAUAAUAAUCAUCUUGACGAUAGGUGGCAACAUUCUCGUUAUCAUGGCAGUAAGCUUGGAAAAGAAACUGCACAAUGCCACCAAUUACUUCUUAAUGUCCCUAGCCAUUGCUGAUAUGCUAGUGGGACUACUUGUCAUGCCGUUGUCUCUGCUGGCAAUCCUUUAUGAUUAUGUCUGGCCACUACCUAGGUAUUUGUGCCCCGUCUGGAUUUCUUUGGAUGUUUUAUUUUCAACAGCGUCCAUCAUGCACCUCUGUGCUAUCUCGCUGGAUCGGUAUGUAGCAAUACGUAAUCCUAUUGAGCAUAGCCGUUUCAAUUCGCGGACUAAGGCCAUCAUGAAGAUUGCUAUUGUUUGGGCAAUUUCUAUAGGGGUAUCAGUUCCUAUCCCAGUGAUCGGACUGAGAGACGAAGAGAAAGUGUUCGUCAACAACACGACCUGCGUGCUGAACGACCCAAACUUCGUCCUUAUCGGGUCCUUCGUCGCCUUCUUCAUCCCGUUGACGAUCAUGGUGAUUACGUAUUGCCUGACGAUCCACGUCCUCCGCCGCCAAGCCCUGAUGUUACUGCACGGCCACGUCGAGGAACCGCCCGGAAUAAGCCUGGACUGUCUCAAGUGCUGCAAGAGGAACCCCCCCGAGGAAGAGAGCGCUCCCAACCCCAACCAGGACCCGAACCCGCGCCGCAGGAAGAAGAAAGAGCGCCGUCCCCGGGGCACCAUGCAAGCCAUCAACAACGAACGGAAAGCGUCGAAAGUCCUUGGCAUUGUUUUCUUUGUGUUUCUGGUCAUGUGGUGCCCGUUCUUCAUCACCAAUAUUCUGUCGGUUCUGUGUGGGAAGGCCUGUAAUCAGAAGCUCAUGGAGAAGCUUCUGAAUGUGUUUGUCUGGAUUGGCUAUGUGUGUUCGGGCAUUAAUCCUCUGGUGUACACGCUUUUCAACAAAAUUUACCGAAGGGCUUUCUCUAACUAUUUGCGCUGCAAUUAUAAGGCAGAGAAGAAGCCUCCGGUCAGACAGAUCCCGAGGGUCGCGGCCACUGCUUUGUCUGGGAGGGAGCUUAACGUUAACAUUUACCGGCACACCAACGAACCGGUGGUUAAGAAAGCGGAUGAUCGGGAGCCCGGUAUAGAGAUGCAGGUAGAGAACUUGGAGCUGCCGGUUAACUCCUCCAAUGUGAUUAGUGAAAGGAUCAGCAGUGUGUGA